Messenger RNA from Columba livia (rock pigeon), 3638 nucleotides. RefSeq names its product galectin 2 (gene LGALS2). Bases 3151 to 3582 code for a protein of 143 amino acids. Gene Ontology annotation, molecular function: galactoside binding; carbohydrate binding. NCBI's taxonomy places the organism in Eukaryota, Metazoa, Chordata, Aves, Columbiformes, Columbidae. The transcript has 6 exons. The record is from RefSeq and is a predicted model, not a curated record.
CCCUGGGGAACUGUAUCUCCGCCGGAGCUGUUCAGGAAAGAUUCCCACCCCUUUCUUAAUGAGUCUGAGUGAGUAAUAGAGAUGUUCCUAAGGGACGGUGUUGUAAGGAGUGCUACGUGCAUGUUCAGGACCAGAGAGCAGGUCCCCACUAGCUUUUCCCUGCUGUUGUGCAGCAGACAUCUAUGCGUGUCCCAUCUUGACAGAAGAGAUAAGCUAGCUGCCUGCUGAUGGGAACUUGCCUGGCAAUUACAGCCACUGGUCCUCCUCUCGCAUUGUCCUUAUCAGAUCUCCAGGCUUGGCAAGUCUGUUUGUUGCGCAGUGAAUGGCAAUGUGUUUAGGGCUAUUCAGCCUGGGAUGUGAUAAGAUUUGUCUGGUGUGAGUUGUGUUCAAAGCAUUUAGUUUGUAUUACCCUUUCCCCCACCCAGGAGCAAGCAUUCUCCAGCCAGUAAUCUGCUGCAAUUAAAGCCCGGUGGCUGCUUCACUGCUGGGGUGGUGUCGGAGGGAGCAGCGUGAAGAGACCGGGAGGCAGCCAGAGAGACACGGCCAGGGCCAUCAAAGGGAAUCUGUUCAAGCUGAUUUUGGAACAACAGAUAGUUUUGACUUGACAACUCCUUCCUCUGCAGACCUCAGCCAUGACCUUAGAUGCAGCAUGGGUCACUCCUUUGGACCUUCUCAAAGCUGUUGGGUGGUAAGGUGGCUUGCUGCUUCACAGCGAGGAUGAGGGGUACGUGGCUUUAGUGAUGUGAGCAUGGGAGAACAGCCCUUUUUUUUUCUCUCUCUCUCUUUCUUUCCAGCCUGUGAGCUGGAAUCCUUGUGGCUUUUAAAAAACUUGCUAUUUCUCCCUUAGCUUUUCUUUUUUUUUUUUUUUUAAAUUUUUCCAGUGGAUGAGCCACCCUUGGCAUCAUGCCUGGUGCGUGUGACUCAAACAGCUUCAGCUUGUUUGACGGAUUCCUGCAAAUCCUCAGAGUUGUCCAACCCACCCGGGCUCAGCACUGGAGCCCAUGAGAAACGCACUCGAGAGGAGUCGUGCGGUGCCAGCAGCCUUGUUCUCCCUGUGCGGGAUGGAGCAGGGCGCCCCAGACUCGGCCGUCACUCUCGCUGCCUGCUCUUGGUGUCCCAUGGGGUUGAAUCUGAGAUGGCUGCUCAGAGCUGCAUGGAGGGAGGUCCCCGUGGACCUUCUGUGUAUGGCGCAAUGCGGCAUGUCUUUUUUUUUUUCCUUAUUUGAGUUCCAGCCAGUUGGCCUCACGCUGACUUUGUUGUGGGAAGUGGUCUGCUUGAAGUCAGAGGAGUUUGGCUUGGGGCAUCUCAGAAGUCCCCUGGCUUCCACUGUUGGAAGGCAGGCGCCUGUUCAUUGAAUACCUCUGUUUGUUGAACUUAAUUGGGCUCACCCAAGGGCUAAUUUUUUCAGCGGCACUGAAUACCUCAGUACCUCCUACUGAUAGUAGAUGGUGUGGUGAGAGAUCAGCAUCUCUGAUGCUCCAACUGCAUGAGCCAUGGUAUCACAGCUUCCUUUUAGCUUGCACAGGUUUGCAAAGCUAGAUUUUUUUUAAUUUUAUUUUUAAAUCUGGUCAUGGAAGCUUUAAGAUGAGAAUCCAAACAAGAAGAGUUCGUUUUGGAUGUGAACUGGGGUGUCUGUGCCUCAGUUUCCCCAUCUGCAAGAUGAGGGGGCUGCCAUUUUCCUUACUUAAUGGUAAGAUAAAACUGCUGGAGAUCUCAGUCUUUUGGAGCAAGAUGCAAGUGAAGUGUAAGACCUUAUGAUGCUGAUCCUUUGUGGAGACCUCUUUGGAAGAUCGUUUUCCCAUUAAGCUAAUAAUAGAUCAUCCAGCAAAUCUGGGUAAAGCUGGGGGAUCCCAAAAGCCCAGGAGAGGGAGAAGCCAUGAGCCUUCUAUGCAUCUUCCCUUUGCUGGUAGGGAAGCUUUCAACACAAGUGCAUUUUUAUCUCCAGGCGUGUUUUUGAAAGCCUUUCCCACAACCCACAUUCCUGGCAUGACCCCAUGAGGGAAAGAAUCAGAGAAAUGAAGGCUGGAAAUGGAACUGGAUGGCAUGUAAUCAGUCUUUUGACAUCCCUUCCCCACCCUUUGCUGGUUCGGUUUGUUCUGCUGCCCCUCAGGCAAGCUGGGGACCCACAAGACUUGACUCAUCUGUUUGUUCGGGUUGAUGAAAUGGCCCCUGAUGCCUUAUGAAGCAGCUUCCUUGCACACAAACCACCUCUUCCCUCUCUGCACACAACUCAUAUCAUACAAAAAUGUUGAUACAGACCUCGAAGUUGUCUAAGUGAGAUGUCCCCUGCAAAGGUGUAAGAUCAUGACUUGGCCAUGGGAAUGAAAACCAUCCAUCAGACUGAAUUUGAGCUCUCCAUGGAGAUGGGAGAUGCCAGUCACUGUGGCACCACUGCCUUCUGAUAGGAUAGGGAGAGCGAUGGAGUCUGAGGCUACACCCAUCCCUGGUGCUGUGGAUCUGCUGCACUGCUUGAUGCAGGUUCCUUCUUUCACUGCUGCCCCCAGCCCUGAAGAGUGGUGGGUUUUUCCCCACAUUUUAGCUCUCCAGCUAGCUUUGUCCUUGCUCCUCCUUAUUUCCCACAUAUAAAGGAAGAGAAAUUGCACCCUACAGCUGAAGGGGGAUGAUGCUGGUGGAGAGCCUACUGGAGGCUGAUGGCCUUUAAUCCCUUGCCCCCAGGUUCAGAGCAGGGAUACUGCUUCCAUACUUCCCACAGGGGCUCCUUCCCAUUUUAGUUGGUCUGAACGCAGCAACUUCAGUGCCUUCCCUCGAGGAGCCAUCCCGCUCUGAUUAACUUCUUAAGCAGGAGGUUAGUGCUCAUGGGCACCAGCUCCCUUGUGCUUAUUGUGGCCUUGGCUUCUGCAUCUCCUGGACCAAUCCUCUCCUGUACACGCCCUCCAGACCCACAGACCUGCUUAUCCAGUCUCCUGCUCACGUCAGUGUUUGGCUGAGAAUUGCAGGCCCGCCUGCCCCCAGUUGGAAGCCCAGCUUGCCCUCAGGUCAAACAUGGCCACCACCCUCUUGCCAGUAAUCGCUUGUUGGGUCUCUGCUGUCCCAAGGCACCCUCUGGUAACACAGUAAAGCCUUUUCCAGUGCCAGCAGUGUGAGCAUGGGCACCCCAUACCAGUGGAAGCCAACUGCCCUUUGGCCAGGAUGAGCAUCUAUAUGGGUCCCAGGACAGGCACUCCCAGUCAGGAACGAUUUGAAAUCUUCAACCUGAAUAUGAAGACUGGAGACACCCUAAAGAUCAAGGGCAAGAUAUCUGAGGAUGCUGACAACUUCAGCAUCAAUCUUGGAAGCAGCUCCUCGGAUCUCGCAUUUCACUUCAGUCCUCGCUUCAAUGAGUCUGUCAUUGUCUGCAACUCCAGGUGCUCCAAGGCCUGGCAGUCAGAGCAUCGUGAUCAUCACCUCUGUUUCUCCAAGGGCUCUGUUGUCAAGUUCACCAUUGAAAUGCAGGAAGACAAAUUCCAAGUGAAACUACCGGAUGGGCAUGAAGUGGAAUUCCCCAACCGCCACAGCUACAGCAACAUCAGCUACUUGAGUGUCAAGGGAGGCUUCAGGAUCACCUCCUUCAAACUGGACUGAUGUGUGCCAAUUCCUAGCUCUAAUAAAACUCAAGCAGUGGGAGACUGCUUGCUCCA